Stereum hirsutum FP-91666 SS1 is the source of this 843-nucleotide messenger RNA. RefSeq lists its product as uncharacterized. The record is from RefSeq and is a predicted model, not a curated record. Gene Ontology annotation, biological process: single strand break repair; double-strand break repair. Lineage: Eukaryota; Fungi; Basidiomycota; Agaricomycetes; Russulales; Stereaceae. Gene Ontology annotation, molecular function: DNA 5'-adenosine monophosphate hydrolase activity; mismatched DNA binding; double-stranded RNA binding. The transcript has 3 exons. Gene Ontology annotation, cellular component: nucleus. Bases 1 to 843 code for a protein of 280 amino acids.
AUGGCACCGCCAGCGUUAACCCUCCUCCGAUCCUACGCUCAAAAAUCUAACCCAAGCACACUCCCUUCCUCUAUCCUUUAUUCACAUACCCCAACGACUUUGACUAUCUUUGACUGCUACCCCAAAUCCAUCUUCCACUUCCUGAUUCUUCCUCGCCCCUCCACCUCUGUUAACGUUUUCGAUCUGGCCACCUUGCGUACCUUGCUUAAGAAUAAAAACAGAGAAAAAGCAAGAGAGGUGAUAUUCGGGCUCAGAGACGAGGCGCAGAAGCUCAAAAAAGAUAUCGAAGAGGAGAUGAGGGACAGGUAUGGGUUUGUGUGGGAGGUUUGGACGGGGUUUCACGCGGUGCAGUCUAUGGAACAUAUGCACUUGCAUGUGAUCUCCGCGGACCUGACGGCGCCUGCGAUGAAAAAGAAGAAACAUUACAACUCGUUCCAUCCCAAACUUGGGUUUUUCCUCCACCUAGAAGAUAUCGUGUCCCUGUUCGAUGCAGAAUCUUUGUAUUUCGACACGAUGGCAGAGCUCAAACCCUCGAAGUACGAACCCAUUCUCAAAGAGGAUCUCGUGUGCUUCCGAUGUCACAAACCGCAGAAAAAUCUACCUGCGCUCAAGAUGCAUUUACAGACCGAAUGGGACAACCUGCGGAAGCGGGAGAAAGCCCGGCUCGAGAAACAACACGAUCCGGAUGAAACCACUGCGAACAAGGCUGCGAACAAGGCUACGGUCAACGAGCGCAAGAGGGGACGAGAAGACGGGAGCGAAGAUGAACCAGGGCCGACAUCAGACACGGCCGCGAGUUCUACAAGUGGAAAGAAAAGACGAGAGAUCGAUGCGGACGACUGA